CUCGCUCUGCCCCGGCGCCGCCUGCCUCCCUCCUCUGGCCGCGCGCUGCAGCCCGGGCUCUGCUGAGUCAAAGCGCGGAUCAGGUUCCCUGCCUCCUGUAUAAAUCUCGGCGAGAAAGCUCCGGCUGGAGAGAGACGGGGCACGGGAGGAGCGGGGUUUGUAGGCGGUGGCCGGCGAGGCGGGCUCGUCCGUGGGGAAGCGGAGGGACGCGCUUCGGCGGCGGUAGCAGCAGCAGCCGGGGCUCACCGAGGACGCCCGCAGCUUACCCCUCUCAGCUGCGGGAGAAGAGCUUUCUGCAGCCCGAAAAUGCAACAGCAACAACAGCAACGUCGAAUGUUCACAGCUGCCCUCCUGGCACUUGUUUUUAUUCUGGCAGCUGUGAGUACCACAGAGGCUGGCAAAAAAGAGAAACCAGAGAAAAAGUCGAAGAAGUCUGACUGUGGGGAAUGGCAGUGGAGUGUCUGUGUGCCCACCAAUGGUGACUGUGGCCUGGGGACACGUGAGGGCACUCGCACUGGAGCUGAGUGCAAACAAACCACCAAGACUCAGAAGUGUAAGAUCCCCUGCAACUGGAAGAAGCAAUUUGGAGCAGAGUGCAAAUACCAGUUCCAGGCAUGGGGAGAAUGUGACCUGAAUACUGCCUUGAAGACUAGAACUGGGAACUUAAAGAGAGCCCUUCAUAAUGCUGACUGCCAGAAGACUGUCACAAUCUCUAAGCCCUGUGGGAAGCUUACCAAGCCCAAACCUCAAGAAUCCAAGAAGAAGAAAAAGGAAGGCAAGAAACAAGAGAAGAUGCUGGAUUAAUGGAGCCAACGGGCAAUGUGAGAAAGGGACAUCAGCAAACAUGAUCAGUUAACAGUUUCAUUUAUACUUAGGCAUUUUAUCCUAAAAUUAUUUAUAGCUUAAUGGUAUCAUAGAAGGAAAUAAGCAAACGCAGAAAAAAAAAUCUUUUUUUUAUUACUUUAGUAUUUUUAAUGUAUAACCCUAACAACAACUUUUUAGAGGCCUGUAAUAAAGGACUCCAAUCUCAUUUAGAAAACUAUGUCUAUUGUGUAUCGAACAAUGUAGCGGUUUUAAAAAUAUUCUCAAGUCUUGCCAUAGGUCUCAGUCUGGUAGUUACUCCAUGCAAGCAGAACUUGAACCCAUGUGGAGCUCUGCUGAAGCCAGUGGUGCCCUGUGUGAUCAUAGGAGUCUGGCUGGAUGCAAUUAUAUUUAAGAUUGGGACCUCAUACCUGAAGAAACACAAACUUGUUUCUUAAGUACUUAUUGCGUCUUGAGAACUGUAUGAAAUUAUGUGUUUAAGGAAAGGAUGGGGGCAUUUUUUUUAGCAUUUACAGGCAUAGAAUUUUUUUUGGAUGUGUGGUGACUGUUCAUUCCAAAAUGCCACUAUCUCCAGGUAAAAACCAGUAGCACUCCUAUCCUUGGUCACAUUUUGGAUGUUAGCAGCAAAAUUUUGAAAUAAUUCAACAGUUGGACAUGGAAGAGUCCUAAUUUUUCACUACUUUCUAGCAAUGAUUUUUCCAAGUAGAAUGUUAGCGAAACUUCCAUUUUUCAGCAUAUCAUUGCUGGCAGAUAGUAGUGUCCUCUGGUUUACCUAUAAAAGCUGAAAAAUGCUUUCUUUUAUUUGAUUAUUUUUCCAGAAAGGAGAAUACCAUUUUGACAAAAAUCUAGUUGAAAUUGUUGUGAUCCUUCCUGACCCAAUUCCCUUCUUGUAUCAGUGGGAAUCUUCCUAUUGAUUUUAAAUAUAGCUGGUUGAAAAAUACUAUGUCUGAUGGGAAGUAACAGAAGAAAUCUAUUUGGAAACUGCCUGAGAAGUUGUUGUUCCUAUUUUUAACAAAAAAAAAAAAUAAAAAGGACAACUUGUGGGACUUAAAACCAAUAGGAAUGGAAUUAAUUUUUGUUUCUCUUAGUAAAGUAGAAGGGAAAUAUAAAAGCAGUACCUUUUCUUUACUCCAUUUUUAUAUAAGAAAAGAAAGACCUUGGAAAAUUUCACUAAAUGUAAAACAAGUUCUAUGAUUUUAGGGUUUUUUUAAUUAUCUGCAGGGGGAAAAAAAAUAGCUGGUUUUCAGUUUGUUCAAUUUUGCCUAUUUUAAAUGAUAGUAACAAAAAGUCACAAAGUAGAAAACUGAUCUAAUUAAGGGCUGGUCUGUUCCCAGCUAAACAGUUGUUUAAUAAACUAAACAAUCAGUGGACCAGACUUUUUAGAGGAAAUAUGUUUUCAGUGCCCAAAUUAAUUUCAAAAUCAUUGCUUGACUGAUGGUCAAGAUGAAUAGACUCCUUGAAAUCCUGCAGGUACCCACUGACUUCAGUGAAGCUGCAGCAGCAUGUGUUCAUCUGAGUAAAUCACAUUGCUCUCUUGGGAUUAGCUUGUAGAAAGUCUUUUUUCCAGACUAACAUCAAUCCCCUUUUCUAUGCAAAAAAAUGCAUAACAAUUGCAGAGUUUGCCCUCUUUUUUCUUACAUGUAGGGUAUGGCUGACCUGAACUCACAGUGUGGCAAGUCCAUCCAUAGACGUUCCUAAACCCUUCUGAAGCCAGCUAGCCAAGCCUGCACAUAGCUCAAGGUAGACUAGCCACCUGAUUAUUUCCCAGACUUCUUGGGUGUGUUUUGCAGUCUCUGUUGAUGUCCUUGUUAUUUUGACUAUGCUGUUAGACAUACCUGAGCCAGUGGUAUAGCUAAAUAUAUCCCCAACAUGUGGUGGAUGUGCAAUGACCAAAUCCAAAAUCAUAAAGGCUCAUAUUUCGGUGGUUCUGGGUGCUAUUUGCUUUGCUCAUGGUCUAAUCAGGUCUACCUGUGCUUGUGCCUCAAACUAAUGAAUUGGUAGGUCUGAUUGAAAGCAAAGGGAGAAAGAAGCUUUUUCACUCACCAAAGGUUCGUCUGUCUAAAUGCUGCAUCAGUUCACUUAAAGUGCUUCAGCUUUGAGUGCAAACACUGUUGCACCAUUGUCUUACACUGGUUAAUCUAGUCCAUGUUUCACAGGGAGCUGGCAGGAGUUGGGAAUGAUGCUGAGACCAACAGUUUGACUACCGUUUAUCAAACCUUAGAUAUAACUUCUGAUUUCCACCUCUGUGAGUAAGAAAAAAAUAAUUUCCUCUGAGUUUCCUCCAACACCUUAUGGCCCUUAUGAUUAACUGCCCACCUGUCUUGUUAAAGGAACAUUCCUACUAGUUUUUGAAGGAGGCCACUCAUGUUUCUGUGGUGGUAUGGGGCCUCCAUAGAGAGAGUUUACAGAAAACAAAGAAACAAAUAAAAAAUUACUAUGUUAGGACCAGAAGAAAGUGCAGCAGUCCUGUUAGCAAAGAAUGUGAAAUACGAGGAUUCCUCUGUACUACUCAGCCAGAUAUGUUUGGAUGUGUAUUAGCAUCUUAUUGUUGACAGUUAUUGGAGUUUUAUCCGUCAUAAACAGUGAAGAAGAUUUCUAAAAAAACUAGCAGAAAACAUUUUGUGGAAACUAUGGUGAUGGAGAUGACAAAAGUAACACAUGGCAGAACAGAGGAAGAUUGAAUAAAAUACACUAGACAGGUCAGCUCUGAAAGGAGGUGCCUGGUGCCUAACGGGAGCAGUUGCUUCACUAGUGGCAUCGUCAAGAAAGCAGGAGGCAAGAAUAUGAACAAAACCUCUUCCCAUCCUAUCUUGCUCAGUUUCCACUUGAGUCAUUCUAAAGUUUCUCCUUAUUUGCUUUCUAAUCUUCUACCCUCCCUCCCCUGGGAGGGCAAGCUUGUCUGACAGUGCUGUGGGGGUGGCUACUUCAGAUGCAAUAUGUUUUACCCUCUUGGUGCUAUCCUGUUAAAAUGGAAAAUGACUUAGCAUAGACAUAUUGCUUAGCUAGUUUAACCAACUGAAGCUUGUUUCAUGAAUGUCCCUCUCGAGAAGUGGUUUCCAUCUUCAUUUGCUACAGGUAUAGUAUGGUAUGGGGAGAUGAUGGAAAUCCCCCAAAUUAAAGUUUUUUUCUGAGCACUCAAAUCUCUUAGAGAAAAAGAGAGAUGAGUUAUUGAACAUCAGCUAAGGAUGAAUCUUAAUCCAGACUCUGGAUUCUAGCAAGCUUAAAUUAGGGGAAUUUAGGUAUAGCUCAGUUCCCUUCCUCUGAGUAGACUGAACCAAGCUUCUAAGCAAUUAGGUCUGUCUGUAUCUUGAUUUAAAACAAUAUUUGGUGAUUGGAGUAUUUUCUGACUUUGACAUAUCUGCUGACAGAAGUGCCCAUAUUGAAAGGGAACCAUUGCUUGUCAGCCUGGCAUAUUUAACAGACUACUGAAUGCAGCAGAACAGAACUAUGGGACAAGGUUCCAGGAAGUGAGAACAUUUGUUGUACAUUUAGGUAGACACUAAGUUAUAAGAACUUAGUUAUAAGAACUAAGUUAUAAGAACUUAGAACUGAUUCUCAUCUUCUAAUUCCAUAAUGAUGUUUUGGACUGAAGAAAUGAAAGAAUAAUAAUGAUAAUACAUAUCAACAGACAGUGUUGGAGAUUGUGAAUAAGAGAAUGGUAUGAAGUCAGGAGCAUUUUACAGGCUUUUUUGCAUGCUCCUUGACUAGGGAAGGCAGGAUUAGUGGCUGGCACAUUGGUUAUUACGCUUUGCUUGAUUUGUGCCUUAAUGAAAACUAAUCAAAUGUAGAAUGUUACAGAGAAGUCAAGACCCACUCCAGCCUCAAAAGAACAUGUCCAGUCAGAGGUAAGGUCAAACAGAGACAAUAGUGUGUCUUUUCCGGUUUAGCAGUACAAGCUAUGAUGAUAGGAGAAAACAUAACUCAUUUCUUUGGUGUAUAUCCUUCACCACUUGAUAUGUGGCAAUGAACAAUUCAAGUAAAACAACAGUGCAUUAGGACAAACUAAGGCAAAGUGAAUACUUAUGGAGACUGUUUAUGGAAACAGGCUAUCAACCCCCAUAAACUAGCCAUGCUGCCAGCAGGGAGUGUCUGAAGAUAAACAUUGUGUAGCUUUCCCAUUUGUUUAAUGAAAUCCCUUAAUGUAAUAAUAAACUUUAUCUGACUUUCCUUAGUCUAAUGUCAAUGAUGAGGGUGGGGCAAAAAACAGCCUGACUUUGCCUCAGCGUAGGAAGUGCAACAGAUUAACAAUGUAAACCUGACACUUCUCUAAAGCAAAAUACUGGUGAGGUGUACACCAUUUUGACAGAAUACUGUAGUCUUUCACAUCUCCUAAAUUCUUACAGGAAGGGGAAGCAGUAUGUCAACGGUGAUAGGUAUCUCAUAUUCAGUCUUUUAAAACUCUCUAGGACAGCAUCUUCUGUGAACUUCUGAUUGCGUUUUUUCCUCUGUGGGAGCAGAUUAUACCUGUUGUCUGUCUUCCUCCACUCAUCCAUACUUCCAUAGUAUUUGUAGGUUUUCUGUCAAUUCUGCUAAGGCACUCUACCUUUCAGCCAAACUUCUGUGAAUAUCAUUGAUCCUUGAAGCUGUAUUCUUCAUUUCUCACUGAAUUGUUGCAAAACAGCCCAGCAAGCCCCUACUGUCAGGUACCUCUCAUUGUGUUCUUUUAAGAUUAAAAGACACAGUAGCAACAUGUUAAUCAGAAGAUGACAAUGAGCAUGGAAGUAUGAGAAUGAGCAAAGAAUCCCUGGAUUCUUUGGGAGGGUGAUUUGCUUGUAAAAUCUUUGUCAUAGCUCAGCCUGGGCAAGGCCUCCUGGUGGAAAGAAAUGCAUCACAUGUGAUCAAAAAGUAGACAUAGUGGUGAAAGAGCGUCUGACCUCACACAGAAAAAAACUUUAGGUAGAUAAACAGUGGCAAGAAGCUGCAUUGUUUCCCACUGUUCCCUCUUUUACCAUCAAAUUAAAUGGAGAAGACAUGUCACAUGGAGCUUUGGGAAUAGUGGAAGACUUGCCUGAGCAAACAGAGCAUGGAGAGAGCCUCUUCCACCCCACUUGUGUUUGCGUUUGUAGAAGGUCUAGGUUGCCUUGCUCAGCAGAGAACUGUGUGUACUUUUGGACCAAAACUAAAUGAUGCUGAAGUCUAACAAUUUUCUUAAUGUUCCCCUUCAGAAAUUGCGGUCUGCCUCCCGCCUCAUCAUUCUGACCUGAUCAAAAAUGAGAUAUUUCAAGGGAAAUGUGGGAAUUCAACUAUAUUCAACUGUCAUUAUCUCUUUGGUGGGGCUUUGCAAUCCUUUUCCCCAUUCUGCAGUUUGCCACUUAAAUGUGGAGUCUCUUGGGGUCCCAGAUGGCUAAAAACUCAGUAGAUACUUCCUAGCCCUAGCUUUUAAAUUGCUUGGCUUUUGAGUGAUUUGCCUAUGAAAAAACGGUACCUACAAUUCUUAUACCUUGCUUUAAAAAAAACACACAACAACAAACAAAAUCCCAAAAAAAACCUGGUAGCAUGUACCCAAUGAAUGAAUUUACUGGUGAGAUAAAACAGAGGCUCCCAAAUAUUCCCAUUUCAGAAGGUCUUUAAAGCUAAAGACUGUAUAAAAGCUUUAGCCAUGAAUUCUGUGAUGUAAAGCUUGAAAAACAAAUAGAAUGUACAGUAGAAUGUACAUGGCUGUCUUACCCGUAGCUGAUUUCUUUCAGUUAAUUACAGUGUUUGAGUUGCUUCACCCUGAUCUACCUGGCAAGAAGACAUUAUUUAACUUUUCUCAUUAGGUGAUUCAUUGUACUUCCCAUAUUGUAAUUAUGUAGUUCAUCUAGAUUUUUGUACCUGAAGGAAAUAACUCUGAUAAUCUAGAGUGUGCUGUGGUUUCUGGGAAGACCUGAAGCAGAUUCAGGUUAAUAGUGCUGCAGCUUUGAGCUAGAAACCACCUAAUGAGGAUAUCAUCAUCAGGCACAGCAGGUCUUCGAAUAUAUAUAUAUAUUUAUAUGUGAGGAAGCAAAACUAUUAUUCAUCACAUAUAAAUACAUAUAUAUUUAUAUGUGAGGAAGCAAAACUAUUAAAAAAGUGCAUCCAUAACUCAAAAUGUAUCUCACAAAUAGUGCUACCAUGUUUUCAAGCUAAAGUAGAAGUGAAAGAGCUUUUUGUCCUGUGUUGGUAUUUACACAAGGAUACAAAAGUAGUAUGUAGGAUGAAGAGACAGGUUUCUUCCCACUCACUAGCAUAUCAAUUUAAGGAUAGCUGUGUCUGAGGAAAAUGCAAAACACAUGCCAAUGAAACGGCCAAUAGGGCAGUAUCACAGUGAUGUUCUCUUCUGUCACACCAAGUGCGUGGAAGGGCUUUGUUCAAAGCUUCAAAGUGGACAGACUGCUUCAGUUAGGUGUGAACAUAGAAACCCAGGCAGAAGAAGGCUUUUUCUCUGCCAACAAAAAGUGAGGAAAAUGGGAAAAAAAAAAGAUGGAAAGAAGAAAAUAAAACUGAAAUCAUCUUAAUACCUGUAGUUUGGAUGUUAAACACAAAGAAGGAAUGAAAGUCAAAAUAACAAAUUAAAGCCUGAAUAUUGUGUUCAAUGGAUUUCUAAUUCUGUAUAUAUCUAUUAAACCAGUGCUAUCUGAUGUCUUCUCAUGGGUUACUCUCUUUUUCCUGUUCCUUUUUUUUUCAGUUUGUAUAUUGAUUUUUUAAGCUAGCAGUGUGUUACCUUUUCAUUUUUUUUAAACUUGUAUGAAAGCCAUAUAUCCAUAUUGUAGAAUGAAAACAUUAAUCCUGUAACAUCCCUUAAUGUUUCCCUUAGCUCUGUGGGAUUGUGGGAGGCUCUAGCGACUGUAUAUGUUUACCAAUUGUAUCAACAUAAUUUACUUGCUCUUAGUGGCGAUAAAGAAUUAAAUAAACUAAUACACAGAA
Molecule: messenger RNA, 7707 nt
Organism: Melopsittacus undulatus (budgerigar)
Lineage: Eukaryota; Metazoa; Chordata; Aves; Psittaciformes; Psittaculidae
Gene: PTN
Product: pleiotrophin
Exons: 5
Coding region: 307-804 (165 amino acids)
Cellular component (GO): extracellular region
Molecular function (GO): growth factor activity
Source: RefSeq, a predicted model, not a curated record